Messenger RNA from Entelurus aequoreus (snake pipefish), 5134 nucleotides. RefSeq names its product papilin-like. Gene Ontology annotation, cellular component: extracellular matrix. The transcript has 26 exons. Gene Ontology annotation, biological process: extracellular matrix organization. Gene Ontology annotation, molecular function: serine-type endopeptidase inhibitor activity; metalloendopeptidase activity. The record is from RefSeq and is a predicted model, not a curated record. NCBI's taxonomy places the organism in Eukaryota, Metazoa, Chordata, Actinopteri, Syngnathiformes, Syngnathidae. The coding region runs from base 354 to 4586 and encodes 1410 amino acids.
AACAGGAAGUAGUUGACACUCAACAGGAAAAUAAAAGUUUGCCUCAACUUGGAUCUCACUGACAUUACUCAUGCACGCGGCCACAUGGACGCGCGGCAUAAUAAGCGACUUGGAACAAAACGCGUUUUAAUGAGCGAUGCGAGUUCUGAUUGGACCACUUAUGUCCAAGUGACGUCACCCCUCACCCCUCCCAGAACAUAACCCCUCCUCACCCCCCCCGCAUAUAUGAGGACACCGCAGCUCUUUUUGGAGCCAUCUGCCGGACCGAGUCCAGCUGGGAGUCUCCACGUCCUUCCUGCGGAACACACACCGACGAGGAUCCGCCUUUAAGAGCGCCAAGCCCGGCAACAAAGAUGAUGCCGCUCACGUUAAUCCUCCAGCUGGUCCUGGUGCCAGCUCUCCUGGCGGCCGGCAAGGACCGCUGGGACUCCUGGGGCUCGUACGGACAAUGCAGUCGGACCUGCGGCGGCGGGGUGAUGGUCAGAAGCAGACGCUGCAUCACUCACAGGGCCGACGGAGGACACAACUGUGUGGGACCAGAGAAGUCUUAUCUCACCUGCAACACUGAGGACUGUCCAGAGGGAUCCAGGGAUUUCCGCGAAGAGCAGUGCGCUCAGUUUGACGGGGAGGACUUCAAGGGCAACCGGUACACCUGGCUGCCCUAUUAUGGAGGUGACAACCCCUGUGAACUCAACUGCAUGCCAAAGGGAGAGAACUUCUUUUACCGCCACGGCGCCACCGUGGUGGACGGGACACUGUGUCACCCCGGUCGCAGGGACGUCUGCGUGGAGGGAGUCUGCAAGCGUAUGGGCUGUGACAACAGGCUGGAGUCUCGGCAGCAGGAGGACCCAUGCCUGCAGUGCGGGGGCAGGGGACAGUCCUGCUCCCUGGUCAAGAGGUCUUUCUCCACGCAGUAUCUGACCCAAGGCUACAACCAGAUGUUCACCAUCCCUGCUGGAGCCACCUCCAUCAGCAUCAGAGAGAACACGCCCACACGCAACUACUUUGCCAUUAAGAACCUGCAUGGAGAUUACUACCUGAACGGCCGUUGGUCCAUUGAGUCUUCCCGGGCGACAAACAUCGCCGGCACCGUGCUUUACUACCAGCGAGGUGCUGAGGGAGACCCUCACACUCCUGAAACCAUCAUCGGCCGUGGACCCACCACGGAACCUCUCGUUGUGGAGCUGAUCAGCCAGGAGCACAACUCAGGAGUGCAGUACGAGUUCUACGUUCCCGUGGGACACCUCAGGGAGGGAUACACCUGGCGCUUCGGCUCGUGGUCCGCCUGCAGCACAGAGUGUGGAUCAGGCUACCAGUCUCGAAAUGUCUUCUGCAACAUGGACAACGAGGCCUCCCCCGACUACCUCUGCGCCUCUCUGGCUCGGCCCGAGAGCAACAGAACCUGCAACGCACAAGCCUGCCCCUCCACCUACAGCUGGAAAACCGGUCCGUGGAACGCCUGCUCUGUUACCUGCGGCGCGGGCAAACAGGUGCGCAGCGUGCACUGCAGCUACCGCGACGGAUCGGCGCCCCGCACCGUGCAGGACACUUACUGCGGCCAGUACUCCCAGGCUCCGGCGGCCACGCAGAACUGCAACCUGCACCCGUGCGACGACCAUCAGGCUUCAAGACCGAACAAGAUCAGCUGGCACGUCAGCGAGUGGGGCCUGUGCUCCAGGAGCUGCACCGGCGGGUCCCGGGACCGUCAGGUGGUCUGCGCAGACCGCGAGGGCAACCACUACCCUGCCGAGCGAUGCUACCCCCAGGCCACGCCCGCCGCCGUGGAGAACUGCAACAACCAGCCGUGCUCCCGCCCACAGGCCGUGCCCAGCUUUCAUGACCGCAGAGGAUACCAGAGCUCCCACACGGGCCUGCAUCCUUACCAGCCCCAGCAUGGAGACGAACACAACAAGGCGCUCCACUGCAGCGAGUCGUAUUACGGCUGCUGCCCCGACGGUGUGUCCGAGGCUCUGGGCUUCAACGAUCACGGCUGCAAUCUACCUGCUCUCAUUGCCUCCUUGCCUUCCGAGAACGCCGCCGAGUGCCGCACCACCACCUACGGGUGCUGCUAUGACCGUGCCACACCUGCUACCGGGCCCAACGGAGAGGGCUGCCGUGACCCCCCCAGUCCUUACGAGCGAUCCAUCUGCUCACUGCCCAAAGCAGCCGGCACCUGCGGCAGCUGGACCGCACGUUACUUCUACAAUGUCCUCGCCUCCAAGUGCGUGUCGUUCUGGUACGGGAGUUGCCACGGAAACAGCAACAACUUCCUGACUGAGGCCGAGUGCCAGAGGGUGUGCGAACUGUCCAACGGGAACGGACACAACGGAAAUGACUACAACGGAAACGGCGGCGCCAACGGAAACGGUUACAACGGUAACGGCGCCAACGGAAACGGCCGCUCAAACGGAAACGGUUACAACGGUAACGGUGGCAACGGAAACGGUGAGCACGCAUAUGGUAACGGUGAGCGCACCAAUGGAAACGGUGAGCGCGCCUACGGAAUAAGUGAGCCCAAAAACGGUGAGCGCUCCAACGGAAACGGCCGCAAUGGAAACGGACACAACGGUGAGCGUGCCAACGGAAACGAUGAGCGCACCAACGGAAAUGGUCAGCGCGCCUACGGAAUAAGUGAGCCCAAAAACGGUGAGCACUCCAACGGAAAUGGCCGCAAUGGUGAGCGCGCCAACGGAAACGGUGAGCGUGCCAACGGAAACGGUGAGCGCGCCAACGGAAACGAUGAGCGCACCAACGGAAACGGUCAGCGCGCCUACGGAAUAAGUGAGCCCAAAAACGGGGAGCGCUCCAACGGAAACGGCCGCAAUGGAAACGGACACAACGGUGAGCGCGCCAACGGAAACGGUGAGCGCGCCAACGGAAACGGUGAGCGCGCCAACGGAAACGGUCGCAACGCCAAUGGCUACAAUGGAAACGGUGGCAAUGGAAACGGCCGCCCCUACAGAAACGGUUACAACGGUAAUGGUGGCAACAGAAACGGCGAGCGGGCCAAUGGAAACGGCGAGCGGGCCAAUGGAAACGGUGAGCGGGCCAAUGGAAACGGCGAGCGGGCCAACGGAAACGGCGAGCGGGCCAAUGGAAACGGCGAGCGGGCCAACGGAAACGGCGAGCGGGCCAACGGAAACGGUCGCAAUGGUAAUGGCUACAAUGGAAACGGCCAAAACGGCAACAGAAACAUUGAGCGCUCCAAUGGAAACAGCCGCAAUGGAAAUGGUGAGCGCCCAAACGGAAAUGGCCACAAUGGAAACGGCUACAACGCAUACAGUCAGCGCUCCAAUGGAAACGGUGAAAACGGUAACGGUGAAAACGAAAACGGUGAAAACGGAAACGGUUACAACGGUAACGGUGAAAAUGGAAAUGGCUACAACGGGAACGGCCACAAUGGGAACGUUGAAAACGGGAACGGCCACAAUGGGAACGGUGGCACCGGCAAGGCCAGGUCAGCUUCGACCGCGGCCAGAAACGCCCACAGGGCGAGAGUCUACCUGAAGGUCAAAAAGCCUUACUUGGUCCCUGCUAAUCACCACCGCCUGGUCGGAAGUUUGACGCUGGCGCCCGUGACCAUCGACCAGUCGGACCCGGACUCCGUGGAGGCUCUGGCGGGCCAGACGGUGGUGCUGCCCUGCAGAGUUAGACCGCCGCCGUCGUCCAGCGUGCUGGUGGAAUGGAGGAAGGACAGUGCUGCACUGUCCUCACGCAGGUAUCAGCAGCAGCCUAAUGGAUCGCUGCUGGUCGGUCCUCUCAGCAAGUCGGACUCGGGUUGGUUCCUGUGCGUGGCCACCAGGGGGCAGGAGCGAGACCACCGCUACGUUUACCUCUCUGUGUCAGAGGACCAGUCUGAGGCACGUCCCACCUCCCCGCCCACACACGCCCCCCCACCUCCAAGCUUCAGCAUGGAGCGCUCGUCCUCGUCUCUGCUGGAGACGCGAGCGGGACAGCCGGCCAGACUGCCGUGUCACGUCGUCCCCGCCUCCGCCCUCAAGUCCGUCACCAUCGAGUGGACGCGAGACGGACGCACCCUCAGCGACCCCAGGUUCGUCCAACAGUCGGACGGCGCCCUCCUGGUUGAGCCAAUCAGGUCGGAGGACUCUGGCGUGUACACCUGCACUGCCUCCACGCGCCGGCAGCUGGAACAGAGACGCGUCCAAGUCCGAGUUCAAGGUGACCCCGUCACUACCGCUCCUACAGACAUCCGGGUCCCUGAAGGCACCGCGGCCCAGCUGCCCUGUGUGGUGUCAGGAGACCACGUCAGCAUCGGCUGGUCCAGAAAUGGCGUGCCGGUGCGUCCGGACGGGCGCAACAUCCAGGUGUUGUCCGACGGCAGCCUGGUCCUGAGUCAGGUGCAGGUGUCGGACCAGGGCACCUACACCUGCAACGCCUACACCGGCAGCCACUCCGUCAGCGCCUCUGCAGACAUAACCCUCACUAAAGGCGUGGAGGUGGCGUCUGAGUGCGUGGACCAGCCCGACCUAGCCAACUGCCAGCUGGUGGUCUACAGCCGCCUCUGCUCCAACCAGUACUACGCCAGCUUCUGCUGUGCCAGCUGCACCCGCCAGACGCAGGGGUAGCACAGCUGCGGUCACCACCAGUCACACCCGGCGUGGAGGGAGAGGACCUUGCUCUUUUUGGAUGGUCUUUUUUAUAACACAGGCCCCAUCUUAGGACCCCCACUAGUGGCACACGGAGCAGAACAUGGUCAAGUCAAAUGAUGCGUUGCCAUGGCCCCUGUAUCAAACAUGGCCCCUGUAUCAAAACACGGCCCCUGUAUCAAACAUGGCCCCUGUAUCAAACACGGCCCCUGUAUCAAACACGGCCCCUGUAUCAAACACGGCCCCUGUAUCAAACACGGCCCCUGUAUCAAACAUGGCCCCUGUAUCAAACACGGCCCCUGUAUCAAACACGGCCCCUGUAUCAAACACGGCCCCUGUAUCAAACACGGCCCCUGUAUCAAACAUGGCCCCUGUAUCAAACACGGCCCCUGUAUCAAACACGGCCCCUGUAUCAAACACGGCCCCUGUAUCAAACACGGCCCCGCCUGCUGCUUUCAAUGACACUGGACUUCAACACCGACGUACUUCUCACUUGUGUUCUCAUUUCAUGAUCUUUGUUUCUGCAA